Messenger RNA from Amphimedon queenslandica, 716 nucleotides. Its product is annotated as actin-related protein 2/3 complex subunit 4. Gene Ontology annotation, cellular component: Arp2/3 protein complex; actin cytoskeleton. Lineage: Eukaryota; Metazoa; Porifera; Demospongiae; Haplosclerida; Niphatidae. The record is from RefSeq and is a predicted model, not a curated record. The coding region runs from base 43 to 549 and encodes 168 amino acids. Gene Ontology annotation, biological process: actin filament polymerization; Arp2/3 complex-mediated actin nucleation. The transcript is spliced from 7 exons. Gene Ontology annotation, molecular function: actin filament binding.
CAUGCUCAGUAGCGAAACCUAUAAUCAUAGGAAGGAGUAAAGAUGUCUGCUACGUUAAAGCCGUACCUUAAUGCCGUCAGGAGUACUCUGACUGCUGCCCUGUGCAUUGAGAACUUUGAAUCCCAAGUUGUAGAAAGACACAACAAGCCUGAAGUUGAAGUCAAAAGUAGCAAAGAGCUGCUACUGACUCCUGUUGUUGUUAGUAGAAAUGAGAAAGAGAAGGUUUUGAUUGAGGGUUCAGUCAAUUCGAUAAGAGUCUCCAUUGCCAUCAAACAGGCUGAUGAGAUUGAGAAGAUUCUCUGCAAGAAGUUCAUGCGAUUCAUGAUGAUGAGGGCUGAGCAUUUCUUUGUCCUGAGGAGAAAACCAAUUGAAGGUUAUGACAUUAGUUUCUUAAUAACUAACUUCCAUACCGAACAAAUGUACAAACACAAACUAGUGGAUUUUGUUAUACAGUUUAUGGAAGAGAUUGACAAAGAAAUCAGUGAAAUGAAAAUCUCGCUAAAUGCACGUGCCCGUAUUGUUGCAGAAGAAUUUCUCAAAAAUUUCUAAACCAAGUUUUAGCUGCUUACAGAUGUGUGUCGUGUCAGUCGACAUUUGUAUGUUAUUUAGAAACUGUUCUUAGAUUGGAUUAGUUUGUGUCUAUUAUUAUUAUUAUUAUUUUAUUCUUGAUUAAUUAAAAACAAAAUGGCGGCCAGCAUUUUGGCCGUAUACAUCCA